GAUGCAAGCAGACGUCCAGAGUCUCUCAUGGGUCCCUGUACGGCCUCCCAGCCAGCUGCUCAGUCUCCAUCGCCACACUCUGCCAUGUGCCACAUUCAGGUCUCCUCACACACUGUGGGUGUGUUCAAUUUUUUGACACUAGGGUGCUGGCAGAUUACGGGCUCCCACACUGCUGCCAGGCCCCUAAUCUGCCAUAGGCCCCUAUAUACGGCCUCCUCAUGCUGCUGCCAGGAGCCCAGAGUCUCCAUGGGUCCCUGUACCGCCUCCAUUCGCUGCUGGAUCUCCAUCGCCACACUCUGCCAUGUGCCCACUUUCAGGUCUCCUCACACACACUGCUGGUUUCGAUUGUGUUCAAUUUUUUGAC
Molecule: messenger RNA, 364 nt
Organism: Staurois parvus
Lineage: Eukaryota; Metazoa; Chordata; Amphibia; Anura; Ranidae
Source: the annotation of a GenBank genome assembly